UAUCACAUCUACCAGCUACCAGACCUGACCUAUGCUCUAUACUUGCAUUCUACAAGAUUCUAUGGCGCUAGCGUUGGAUUCAUGAUUGUGUCUUCUUGAAUCGCCGGCGAUACCCAGGCAGAAACGGCAGAAACGUAACGGCUCGCCAAUUUGGACAUGGCCGAAACCUUGCCAGACCACGAUAUGGUCGACCUGGAUACCCCAACAGCUGUCAAGCUGCCAUACCCAGAAUUCAGCGUCUUGGAAGAUGGAAAAGAAGGAAAAUUCUUGCCUCAGAUCGGUGGGGAUGCUGGAGCUGAGAGGGUAUAUCGAGGAUGGGCAGCCAAGGCACUCGAGGUAGACCUCAAUGGCAAGACCUCGUUGAGCUCUGUGUUCGAGCAUCUGCGGUCCACCUUUACACCUCCGCCGGGAAUACUUAUGAUCCAGGACGCAUCGGGGCUCUUGCCCUACCUGCCCGGAAACGCCAGCACUCCACGCAAGAAAUCGUCUAGCAAGGCGAUCAAAGCCGAUACCUACAUAAUCGAAGGUUUCAAGCUCAAGCAGCCGACGUUCGACGAUAUGAGCGACGUUUGGAAGAGCGUCGGGAUGAGCCUCUUGCGAUGGGCUCUGGCGACUUUCGAGCGGGAUCGAGCGGACUCGAUGCAACAGGACGUUGAGGUUCAAGGAGGACGGGCUGGUUCGUCUUCACGAGGAGAAGAGUCGCCCACGGUCUCAGGAUCGAACAGCAACAGUAAUGGCAAUAGCUUGAAUGAAGCAGGGGCAUCGACCUCGACGGGAAAUGGGUCGGCAAAUUCUCCUCGGAACGAAGUUGAUGGACAGGAUGCUUUCGGACUGGCGGUCCUCCCCGAUUCUGCGUUUGUGAUCACCUCCCCAAACGCACUCCCGUUCCCCGAGAUCUGCGUCAGGCGGAAUAUCGAUACGGAGCCUGCUGUACAGCAUAAGAGCAGUGAUAUGAACCUAAAAAUGACGGCAAUGCCGAAGGACACGGAGAUGAUGGACGGUGUAGAGACAAUGGAGACGACGUGCGAACCGCAGAAAGUACGAAAGAAGGCUCUGUAUGCUGAGCAGCGGGUCGGACCGGAAGGGUCCAGGACGGUCGCCCUAGCCUGGCUUAACGCAGUGACGAUCCCGGAUAACGACACCUCGACGGCCCAUUAUACCCGAUUAGACUCGAUCUACAAUCUCUAUCGCGCGUACGCGUACCACCCGUUCCGAUGCCCCGUGCUGGAUUAUCAGGUGUUCGAGGAGGUGCUCAUUCAGGCCGUAGGAGCUGAGGGGAUCGUGAAUGGGUUGCACGAUGGUCAGGUCGAGCCGGAAAUGGACGAUAUGAUCGGAGAUGAUGACAUGCAGGACAAGAAGGAGAUGGACGAGGAUGACGCGUCAGGAUCGGUAGCUAACGCAACAACGGCAUCGGCGGCGGCAACGAUACCCCUACCAACAAUACCAGCAACAGCAGCUACAGCAGAACCCAUUACGAUACCAUCAACAACCUCAACAAAGCCCUCCAACCCUCAACCCAAACCGAGAUCCCGAUCUCGGUUGAUCCGCCUGACCGUCCGCCCACCCGACAAGGUCAUUCAGAAAUCACACGAAGCCAUCUGGGAAUCCGUCGGUAUGAAUUGGAAAAAAGCCAGAACGUUCGGAUGGGACGAGGUAAGGAUGGUCGGGACGAGGAAGAGGGAGGUGGGGGGUACGCAAGGGAGGGCGCAGGUGAAGCUGAAGGUCAAAGAUGGUUUGGGGUUGGAAGAGGAGCAGCGGAGGAGGAAGAAUACCGGUAUGAAUUCAGAUAUGAGCAUGGGCGCGGUGGCAGGUCGGACUGUGUAUCACGGGGCUGGUACUGUUACGGGCCCAGGACCAGGACCAGGGCCUGGACUGGGGAUCAGGACGGAAAUGGCCUCACAUUCAGCAUCGAUGAGAACACCAGGACCGCUGACGUUGAGACCGGUAGACGUCCGUCCGAGGGUAGCUGUCGGUCUAUCAGGGAGGGUCCCAACGGAUUUCGUCACCAUCUGGCUCUCCCAGAACUACCGACCCGCCCCUCUCGGCUGUGGCCGGUCCACCCCACAAAAAGAGCUGUGGCAAGACUAUACCCGGUUGGUCAGGUACCACAGUGGGCUGUACGAAUCGGAUCUGAGGCGGUACGGGGCGUUGAAAGAGCGGGUGGACGGUUCGAAGGCGGAAUCUCAACACCAGCACCUCUACCAGACCCAGAUCCUCUCCCAAGAACUCGUCCGGCUGACCCAGCUGCACCGAGCGUUAGGGUAUUAUAUGGACCUCCAACCUGCCGGGCUUUUCGGGCUUGUAAGCGAGAUGUUUGGGUGUACGUUAGGAAGGAUGGGUGAUGGAGGGUAUGGGCUGGAUGGGUUGGAGAGGGUCUGGAGUGGGGGUGGAGUUAGGAGUAGAGUGGAAAAUGGAGGUGGGAUUGCAGUGGGUGGGAGAGGUGCCUAUAAUGGGGAUGUUCGGCGAGACGGUAUGAGGUGAAAAGAGGUCAGGUGACGUACGGCCGGACGAUUGCGGCGAGCCAAUCACAGCGGGUCGAUUGAGGAUCUAGGAUGAGAGACGAGACGAGACAUGA
Filobasidium floriforme is the source of this 2575-nucleotide messenger RNA. RefSeq lists its product as uncharacterized. The coding region runs from base 157 to 2481 and encodes 774 amino acids. The record is from RefSeq and is a predicted model, not a curated record. The transcript is spliced from 5 exons. NCBI's taxonomy places the organism in Eukaryota, Fungi, Basidiomycota, Tremellomycetes, Filobasidiales, Filobasidiaceae.